GUCACUGGGCUUUGAGGGCCAGCCUGUGGUGGCCUGUUGAACACUCUGUUGCUGUAAGGCAACCCAGCAUGAUCUAGCACCACCUAGAAAAUUACAUCUUUUCAUCAUUCACAGACCUGAUUCCACUUAUGACUCUGGUUGUCAAAUAACUUUAAAAGCUGCUGGAAAGGCAGCCUCAUUGACAGGAAAUUGGAAUUUAAAAAUGUGAAAUCCACAAUGAAAAAUGUCAUAAUUCUGUGUUUAUUCUGUGGAUUCCUGGCCAUCGGGCUCUGGGCAUCUAUGUUACUUUCGGUUUUGCACCUUGAACAAGAAGACAUGCUGGAGAAUGAAAAGGAGGAACUCUUAGAGAAGAAGAGGUCACCAGCGCACCAGCAAACCCGUCACUCAGAGGACGUCAGUCAUGAUAGGGUUAACUUUUCAGAUCCAGAACUUAUCCAAGGAUUGAGGCGAUAUGGAUUAAAUGUCAUCAUGAGUAGAAGACUGGGCAUCCAGAGAGAGGUGCCAGAUUCCAGGGAUAAAAUAUGUCAGCAGAAACACUACCCAUUCAAUCUACCCACUGCCAGCAUCAUCAUAUGCUUCCAUAAUGAAGAAUUUAACACCUUGCUCCGAACAGUGUCGAGUGUGGUGAACCUCAGUCCGCAGCAUCUCCUGGAGGAGAUAAUUCUGGUGGAUGACAUGAGUGAAUUUGAUGAUUUGAAAGACAAACUGGACUAUCAUCUGGAAAUUUUUCGUGGAAAAAUUAAAUUAAUAAGAAACAAAAGGAGAGAGGGUCAUAUCAGAUCAAAGAUGAUUGGCGCCUCCCGUGCUUCAGGGGACAUCCUGAUGUUCUUGGACAGUCACUGUGAGGUGAAUAGAGUCUGGCUAGAGCCCUUGCUGCAUGCCAUUGCUAAGGACCACAAAAUGGUGGUAUGCCCGAUUAUCGAUGUCAUCAAUGAGUUAACCUUGGAUUAUAUGGCGGCACCUAUUGUAAGGGGAGCUUUUGACUGGAAUCUGAAUUUCAGAUGGGACAAUGUUUUCUCAUAUGAGUUGGACGGCCCAGAAGGACCAAGCACACCAAUCCGGUCACCUGUAAUGGCGGGAGGAAUUUUUGCUAUACACAGACAUUAUUUUAAUGAACUCGGACAGUAUGACAAGGACAUGGAUAUUUGUGGAGGAGAAAAUGUGGAACUUUCGUUAAGAAUCUGGAUGUGUGGAGGCCAGCUCUUCAUACUCCCUUGCUCUCGGGUUGGAUAUAACAGUAAGGCACUGAGACAACACAGGCUUGUAAACCAGAGUGCCUUGUCAAGGAACUUACUGCGAGUGGUUCAUGUCUGGCUGGAUGAAUACAAGGAAAACUUUUUUCUUCAAAGACCUUCUUUGACAUACGUAUCCUGUGGAAACAUCAGUGAACGCGUGGAAUUAAGGAAACGCCUGGGUUGCAAGUCAUUCAAGUGGUAUUUGGAUAAUAUCUUUCCAGAGUUGGAGCCAUUUAACACAGGAAAAGGAACAAAAUCAUUUCUAGCUAGUAAAGGGUGAAAACGUCCCCUAAUUCUUCAACAUAUCGCACCACAGGACAAAUUUGGAGCAUCAUGCAACAAUGUAAAAUGCAAUGAAAAAUACAAUCAGAGUGGCCAG
Molecule: messenger RNA, 1614 nt
Organism: Mus pahari (shrew mouse)
Lineage: Eukaryota; Metazoa; Chordata; Mammalia; Rodentia; Muridae
Gene: Galntl5
Product: polypeptide N-acetylgalactosaminyltransferase like 5
Exons: 9
Coding region: 217-1515 (432 amino acids)
Biological process (GO): spermatid development
Cellular component (GO): Golgi apparatus
Source: RefSeq, a predicted model, not a curated record